CUUUGUUAUUCAGCGCACUUAAAUCGAGUGUAUCUGGUGACAGUUCACCCUCAGAUAAGUUAGACGGCUAAGCUAACACAAAGUUUUCGCGGUUGUGCAGUUUGACCUCUGAUCACGCAUCUAAAACAAACAGAUUACAUUGUCGUGUUGCAUCUCAUUUAAGUGUAAUGGCUGAGAGACCAGAGGACCUCAAUCUUCCCAAUGCUGUCAUCACGCGGAUUAUAAAGGAGGCAUUGCCAGACGGAGUAAACGUGUCCAAGGAGGCAAGAAGAGCGAUUUCUCAAGCAGCUAGUGUUUUCGUUCUCUACGCAACAUCUUGUGCAAACAAUUUUGCUAUGAAAGCAAAAAGGAAGACACUAAACGCUGGAGAUGUGAUGUCAGCUAUGGAGGAGAUGGAGUUUGAGCGUUUCUUGCAACCCUUGCGGGAAGCACUUGAAGCAUACAAGAAAGGUCAGAAAGGCAAGAAGGAGGCAUCUGAGCAAAAACGAAAGGACAAGGAGAAGAAGAAUGACACAGAUGAAAAUGACAAGAGUAGAGAUGAAGAGGAAGAUGAGCACAUGGAUGAUGAGCAGGAGGGAGAGAACGAAGAAGAGGAUGUUGAGAACUGAAAAGCAGGAUUGUUUUAUUUAGUCAGUCCGUCCUGGUUUCUAUCAACCAUUGCAAAUGAUGGUAGUUUCCACUUUAGUAGUGGGACAGGUGAUGUGGUCUGGACAAACCUAUGGUACAUAAUAUGCUUCUCUUUGUGAUUUGAACAACUGUGGCAACAUUCCUGCAGAGAGCUCCUUUGAACCCAGCAAGCUAUCUUUCAAGAGAAACUGCACAUUAUUUGAAUUCAGUUUAAUUAGUUACAACAGUAGUGUUCAUAGUAUUUUAAUCAAAUAAACACUGUUACUGGAGGCAAGAAAUGGAAAAAUGUGUUGGAUGUUAAUGAUUUGGGAUAAGAAUUAAAAAGGGAGCAGCU
Rhinichthys klamathensis goyatoka is the source of this 961-nucleotide messenger RNA. RefSeq names its product polymerase (DNA directed), epsilon 3 (p17 subunit) (gene pole3). NCBI's taxonomy places the organism in Eukaryota, Metazoa, Chordata, Actinopteri, Cypriniformes, Leuciscidae. Gene Ontology annotation, molecular function: chromatin DNA binding; protein heterodimerization activity. The record is from RefSeq and is a predicted model, not a curated record. Bases 168 to 608 code for a protein of 146 amino acids. Gene Ontology annotation, cellular component: CHRAC; epsilon DNA polymerase complex. Gene Ontology annotation, biological process: heterochromatin formation; leading strand elongation; DNA damage response. The transcript has 4 exons.